AUGUCUUCCUUCAUGCCUUCUGUAAGGGCGCUUUCCAAAGCUGCACUGACAUAUUCGCAAUUCGCCCUCUUUGCCUCAAGCAACACCGUCUCUGGGGGCUCGCCUGAGACAUGCUCUAAUCCACAGAUUAGCUGCCAAAACACCUCUGCUAUAGCGAACACAUGCUGCUUCAAUGCUCCUGGCGGGCAGCUGCUGCAGACUCAGUUUUGGGACGCUGACCCUUCGACUGGACCAGUCGAUUCCUGGACCAUUCACGGCCUCUGGCCGGACCACUGCGACGGAACCUUCGACUCCAAUUGCGAUGCGUCGCGUGCCUACACCAACAUCACCGGCAUCCUAACCGCCGCCGGCCAGACUUCCCUUCUCUCGUACAUGGAUACCUACUGGGUCAGUGACACGGGCACAAACGAGGCUUUCUGGGAGCAUGAAUGGGGAAAACACGGCACAUGUAUCAGUACAUUGGAGCCAGAUUGCUACACGGAUUAUACGCCACAGGAGGAGGUUGUGGACUUCUUCAACCAGGUGGUGACUUUGUUCAAGACAUUGCCGUCCUACACAUGGUUGUCGAACGCGGGCAUUGUGCCGAGCUCGACAACGACGUAUACCUCGGCGGAUAUACUGGCGGCGUUGCAAUCACCAAGAGGUGUGACUGCUGUUAUCCAGUGCGAGAAUACGGAUGAGCUGGACGAAAUAUGGUAUUUUUAUGAUGUCCAAGGAAGCGUGCAGACGGGGACUUUCAUUCCUACUGAUCCAGACGGCGCAACAUCAGACUGUCCAGCAACAGGCGUCAAAUACCUCCCCAAAUCCGGCUCCAGCACCUCAUCCACUACCUCAACCACAAUCACCACCUCUACCACCACUGCUCCCGGCACUAGCCCUACAUCCGCACCCGGAACCCCUUUCUCCGGCAAGGGAACCCUCCAAGUCACCUCUGGCGGACAAGCAAACGGCUGCAUCAUCAGCGCAGGGACAUGGUACAUCGGCGGCACAUGCGCUACUUUCACCGCGACGGCCUCUGGCAGCGGCUUCACCCUGACUUCCAGCAAAGGCCUGUGCGCGGUCCAAAACGCCGAUCUUGUUUGCGCCUCCUCGGUUUCAACAGCCACUGUCUUUACGAGCUCUGCCGGUGAGCUGGCCUAUGCUGAGAACCCGGCCUUCUAUGCAAGCAGUGUCCCGUCGGGAAGCGUCCAGGCGACUGUCUCCACAGCGACCUUGGCGCAAGGGUUGACUAUUACUUGGAAGAGUUCUUAG
Molecule: messenger RNA, 1251 nt
Organism: Letharia lupina
Lineage: Eukaryota; Fungi; Ascomycota; Lecanoromycetes; Lecanorales; Parmeliaceae
Exons: 4
Coding region: 1-1251 (416 amino acids)
Biological process (GO): RNA catabolic process
Cellular component (GO): extracellular region
Molecular function (GO): RNA binding; ribonuclease T2 activity
Source: RefSeq, a predicted model, not a curated record